AUGGAGGUCGAUUCCCAACUAAUCGACCCCGCCCUGUCCGACUCGACGAUGGACCACAACCCUUCCGCACGCGCUCGUGCCCCAGCGAACGACGACGACGACGAUCCCAUUGCCGCAACCUACAACAUCUUCCUCAAGCCCUCGUUGCCUGCCCACCGCAGAGUCAUGAUCUUGGAACACCCGAACAAAUCCGACGGGAAGAAGAUGGCCCGCGCCCCCUUGGAGAUCCGCAUGAAGACCAACACUGGCAUGAUAGAGGUGGACUACCCGAUCGACUACAACGCCUUCUACGACAGGUCCAAGGGCCUCAACUGGGGCACACACCUGCAAAAGAGCACCGAGGCCAAGAAGGGCGGCACUCACGGUCUCGCAGGUGGCUUUGGCGUCGGUGCGCCUCCACCGCGCGCGCGACCUGGGAGGGGACAGGACGAGGUGUUCGACCCGAGCACCGACUGGGCAGAGGCGUUGAGGAAAGACUACGUACUGCGCACACAGACCUUGGGCGGACAGAUGCCGGACACAAGCCAGGAGUCCAAGUACAUGGUUGGAGUAUUCUCCGGGCCAAACCUACACCUCACCCCCGCAACCUCCCUCAUCCACCUUCGCCCACAACUACACCACAUCGACGCUGCGACCGAGCAAGAACGCCUCGCCGCUUCUCGCGGCGCCGGUGGCGCCGGCGGGGCGGCAGCAACCAAGGACGUCGCGCGCGCGAUCCACAUGACGGUGAAGCAGAACACCGACGGCAGCGAGGAGAUCGUCCAGGAGACGAUGGCGGACCGGCUGAAGAAGGUGCAGCUCGAGGCGUGGAAGAAGAUGCGCUACGUGCACGAGGAGGCCAGCGACUCGUGGGCCGUCGCCGAGGAGGCUCUGUAUCUGCACCAGCCCGAGGGUGGCGUGGCGGCGGCGGCGGAGCAGGGCGGCGGCAAGGGCAAGGAGGCGGAGGCCGACGUGCUGAGCCAGCCCGGCCUGCCGGACUUGGUCGACAAGGUGGCGCGGCUGCGGACGGGGUGGGACGAGGACAGCAUGCUGGAGACGACGAGCGGCAUCUCGAGGCCCAAGAACGUCAAGAUCGAGAUUUCCGAUGAUGAGCCUGCCGAGUCUGCGUCCAAGGCGAAGGGCAAAGGGAGAGCCACCUCGACGACCACUGUGAAGGCCACACCCAGGGGUAAGAGAGCAACCACCACCAAAACCGCAAAAGCAGGGUCUUCGAAAGCUCAGAAGAACGAUUGA
Molecule: messenger RNA, 1233 nt
Organism: Diaporthe amygdali
Lineage: Eukaryota; Fungi; Ascomycota; Sordariomycetes; Diaporthales; Diaporthaceae
Exons: 2
Coding region: 1-1233 (410 amino acids)
Biological process (GO): DNA-templated transcription
Cellular component (GO): RNA polymerase III complex; nucleus
Source: RefSeq, a predicted model, not a curated record